ACUUCCUCCUUCCCGCCUGGACCCUCUCUCCCUUCUGGUCUGGCCUGGCUUGAGCCCCGCGGGACCUCUUAACCACCCUGGACUCCUUCCCCAGGAUGACAGCGACCCUGGAGAGCCCCUUCCCUUCUGGGGACGACCUGGACUCCAGCCAGUUACAUAUGGAGCCGGAUGAGGUGGACACUCUGAGGGAGGGAGAGGACCCAGCUGACCGAAUGCAUCCCUUUCUGGCUAUCUACGACCUUCAGCCUCUGAAAGUACACCCUUUGGUGUUCGCCCCUGGGGUCCCUGUCAUAGCCCAGGUGGUGGGCACUGAAAGAUACACCAGUGGAUCCAAGAUAGGAACCUGCACUCUGUAUUCUGUCCGCUUGACUCAUGGUGACUUUACAUGGACAACCAAGAAGAAGUUCCGUCAUUUCCAAGAGUUGCAUCGGGACCUCCUGAGACACAAAGUCUUGAUGAGUCUUCUACCUCUGGCUCGCUUUGCUGUUGCCCAUUCUCCAGGCCGAGAGGCAGCCAACAGAGAGAUGCCCUCUCUACCCCGAGCAGGUCCUGAGGGCUCCACCAGACAUGCAGCCAGCAAACAGAAGUACCUGGAGAAUUACCUCAAUCAUCUCCUGACCAUGUCUUUCUAUCGCAACUACCAUGCUAUGACAGAGUUCCUGGAAGUCAGCCAGCUCUCUUUUAUCCCAGACCUGGGCUCCAAAGGACUGGAAGGGGUAAUCCGGAAGCGCUCCGGUGGUCACCAUGUUCCUGGCUUCACCUGUUGUGGCCGAGACCAAGUUUGCUACCGCUGGUCCAAGAGGUGGCUGGUGGUGAAAGACUCCUUCCUGUUGUACAUGCGCCUGGAGACUGGUGCCAUCUCAUUUGUUCAGCUCUUUGACCCUGGCUUCGAGGUGCAGGUGGGGAAAAGGAGAACAGAGGCACGGUAUGGGGUGCGGAUCGAUACCUCCCACAGGUCCUUGAUUCUCAAGUGCAGCAGCUACCGGCAGGCACGGUGGUGGGGCCAGGAGAUCACUGAGCUGGCACAGGGCCCAGGCAAAGACUUCCUACAGCUGCACCGGCAUGACAGCUAUGCCCCACCCAGGCCUGGGACCCUAGCCCGGUGGUUCGUGAAUGGGGCAGGUUACUUUGCUGCUGUAGCAGAUGCCAUCCUUCGAGCUCGAGAAGAGAUUUUCAUCACAGACUGGUGGUUGAGUCCUGAGAUUUACCUGAAGCGUCCAGCCCAUUCAGACGACUGGAGACUGGACAUUAUGCUCAAGAGGAAGGCGGAGGAGGGUGUCCGUGUGUCUGUACUGCUGUUUAAGGAAGUGGAAUUGGCCUUGGGCAUCAACAGUGGCUAUAGCAAGAGGAUGCUGAUGCUGUUGCACCCCAAUAUAAAGGUGAUGCGUCACCCAGACCAAGUGACACUGUGGGCUCAUCAUGAGAAACUUCUGGUAGUAGACCAAGUGGUGGCCUUCUUGGGGGGUCUGGACCUUGCCUAUGGCCGCUGGGAUGAUCUACACUAUCGACUCACUGACCUUGGAGACUCCUCUGAAUCAACCACCCUACAGCCUCCCACCCCAUGCCCAGACUCUGCAACCACCCCAGACCUCUCUCACAACCAAUUCUUCUGGCUGGGCAAGGACUACAGCAAUCUUAUCACCAAGGACUGGGUGCAGCUGGACCGGCCUUUUGAAGAUUUCAUUGACAGGGAGACCACACCACGGAUGCCAUGGCGGGACGUUGGAGUGGUCAUCCAUGGCUCAGCUGCCCGAGACCUCGCCCGGCACUUCAUCCAGCGCUGGAACUUCACCAAGACCACCAAGGCCAAGUACAAGAUACCCGUGUACCCCUACCUGUUGCCUAAGUCCACCAGCACCGCACACCAGCUCCCCUUCACACUCCCUGGGGGACAGUGCACCACUGUGCAGGUCUUGCGGUCUGUGGACCGCUGGUCAGCAGGAACUUUGGAGAACUCUAUCCUCAAUGCCUACCUGCACACCAUCAGGGAGAGCCAGCACUUCCUCUACAUUGAGAAUCAGUUCUUCAUUAGCUGCUCAGAUGGGCGUACGGUUCUGAACAAGGUGGGCGAUGAGAUUGUGGACAGAAUCCUGAAGGCCCACAAGCAGGGACAGUGUUUCAGAGUAUACGUGCUUUUGCCCUUGCUCCCUGGCUUCGAGGGUGACAUCUCCACAGGUGGAGGUAACUCCAUCCAGGCCAUUCUGCACUUCACUUACAGGACCCUGUGUCGUGGGGAGUAUUCAAUCCUGCAUCGCCUCAAAGCAGCCAUGGGGACAGCGUGGCGGGACUACAUGUCCAUCUGUGGGCUCCGCACACACGGAGAGCUGGGUGGGCACCCAGUCUCAGAACUCAUCUAUAUCCACAGCAAGCUGCUCAUUGCAGAUGACCGGACAGUCAUCAUUGGUUCUGCGAACAUCAAUGACCGGAGCUUGCUGGGGAAGAGAGACAGCGAACUGGCGGUGCUGAUUGAGGACACAGAGAUGGAGCCAUCCCUGAUGGAUGGGGCAGAAUAUCAGGCGGGCAGGUUUGCCUUGAGCUUGCGGAAGCACUGCUUCAGUGUGAUUCUCGGGGCAAAUGCCCGGCCAGACCUGGAUCUUCGAGACCCUAUCUGUGAUGACUUCUUCCAGUUGUGGCAAGAGACAGCAGAGAACAAUGCCAAUAUCUAUGAGCAGAUCUUCCGCUGUCUGCCGUCUAAUGCCACCCGUUCCCUGCGGACUCUCCGGGAAUAUGUGACCGUGGAACCUCUGGCCACAGUCAGUCCUUCCUUGGCCAGGUCUGAGCUCAACUUGGUCCAAGGCCACCUGGUUCACUUCCCUCUCAAGUUCUUGGAGGAUGAGUCUUUGCUGCCCCCGCUAGGGAGCAAGGAGGGGAUGAUACCCCUAGAAGUGUGGACAUAGCUGAGGCUUCAGACAGGGAGAGGUCACCAGCUGUGGAACUCUACCAUGUUUGGCUCUCUGUCCCUAAACCCUGAGGACUGAUGGUGGGUGCCCUUUGAGAUCUGAGGAAGCAGGCAUCCCUGGAGGGGACUAGAGAAAUCAUAGAGAACCUUUACUUGAAAAGUAGUCAAAGAGGCACUUCCAAACCUGGUCUGGGGAGGCAGAAGAGGGUCCCUUUGGGGUUCAUCCUCCUUGCCUCGGCGUUGAAACCACUGCUCCAGAGAAGCAUAAUUCCUACCAGACACCUGAAGUCAAGCUUCUUAUUCUAGGAGGAGGGGACUCUACCCUGGGCAUUCCCCAUCUCUCCUUCUUUUGCCCUUGGAUUCCCUCCCUACCCCAGGGUCUCUCUCAGCCCAUUGCUGCCAAGAUGGAGGGAAGGAUAGAACCACUUCUGGCUGCAGCCCCCACUGGGGUCAGGGAGGAAGGCACACUAACUCCCUCCACCAGCCUGCUGACAGACACUAACUUCGUAACAGUUCAAUAAGCAUUUCAUAAAUAAAAGUUUAGAAAAGGCA
This is a messenger RNA of Marmota flaviventris (yellow-bellied marmot), 3451 nucleotides long. RefSeq names its product phospholipase D2 (gene Pld2). Gene Ontology annotation, biological process: regulation of vesicle-mediated transport; phosphatidic acid biosynthetic process; intracellular signal transduction. The record is from RefSeq and is a predicted model, not a curated record. Lineage: Eukaryota; Metazoa; Chordata; Mammalia; Rodentia; Sciuridae. Gene Ontology annotation, cellular component: plasma membrane region; intracellular membrane-bounded organelle. Gene Ontology annotation, molecular function: D-type glycerophospholipase activity; phosphatidylinositol binding.